UUUUUGUUCAACCCCUUGAAUUGAAGCUUAAAGUCUGCACUUCAAUUGCAUUUAGGUUGUUUCAUUUCAAAUCGUUAUGGUGGCAUUCAGAGACAAAUUUAUGAAAAUUGUGUCCGUGUCACAAUUUUCAUGAAUUGUUUCCUGACCUAACUGUAUGUUUCAGCAGGAUAAGGGGAAGUCAAAGGCUGCACCUGGUGGUAUGUGUCAGAAAGAGAGAUCAUGCAAGACUUCAGCAGAGCUUUUCAUAUUAUUUAUCACAAGUUGGAGUUGAAAUAAGAAAAAGUACUAUGGCUUUACAUCUCCUGAACAGAGCUUCAUUAAUAGACGCCUCUCUAGUCCAAACCCAGUGGAGGGAGGUGUACAACUGGGAAGUCUCACUAGUCCAAACCCAGUGGAGGGAGGUGUACAACUGGGAAGUCUCACUAGUCCAAACCCAGUGGAGGGAGGUGUACAACUGGGAAGUCUCUCUAGUCCAAACCCAGUGGAAGGAGGUGUACAACUGGGAAGUCGCUCUAGUCCAAACCCAGUGGAGGGAGGUGUACAACUGGGAAGUCUCACUAGUCCAAACCCAGUGGAAGGAGGUGUACAACUGGGAAGUCGCUCUAGUCCAAACCCAGUGGAGGGAGGUGUACAACUGGGAAGUCUCUCUAGUCCAAACCCAGUGGAGGGAGGUGUACAACUGGGAAGUCUCACUAGUCCAAACCCAGUGGAGGGAGGUGUACAACUGGGAAGUCUCACUAGUCCAAACCCAGUGGAAGGAGGUGUACAACUGGGAAGUCGCUCUAGUCCAAACCCAGUGGAGGGAGGUGUACUAUAGGGAAGUCUCACUAGUCCAAACCCAGUGGAGGGAGGUGUACAACUGGGAAGUCUCUCUAGUCCAAACCCAGUGGAAGGAGGUGUACAACUGGGAAGUCGCUCUAGUCCAAACCCAGUGGAGGGAGGUGUACAACUGGGAAGUCUCUCAAGUCCAAACCCAGUGGAGGGAGGUGUACAACUGGGAAGUCUCUCUAGUCCAAACCCAGUGGAGGGAGGUGUACAACUGGGAAGUCUCUCUAGUCCAAACCCAGUGGAGGGAGGUGUACAACUGGGAAGUCUCACUAGUCCAAACCCAGUGGAGGGAGGUGUACAACUGGGAAGUCUCACUAGUCCAAACCCAGUGGAGGGAGGUGUACAACUGGGAAGUCUCUCUAGUCCAAACCCAGUGGAAGGAGGUGUACAACUGGGAAGUCGCUCUAGUCCAAACCCAGUGGAGGGAGGUGUACAACUGGGAAGUCUCACUAGUCCAAACCCAGUGGAGGGAGGUGUACUAUAGGGAAGCUGACUGGGGGCUUUGUGUUUCUCAAACAUGAAUAUAAACUGCAUUUCAUUGAUCUUGAAUGAAUCCUGUGUGUACAAUGACCUAAGAUUUACUCAAGAUUUAAAAUAAAUACUGUGUAAUACAUUAUGGGACCUGCUUCCCAUUGAAGACAGGAGGGCAGAGUCAUGCACAUUUUCAGAAACCCCACAUUUUAAAGAGCAUCUAAAAUAAAUCACAAUUCCAACACAGAAUAUCAAAAGCUUUUGUCGAGGGCUUUGAUAACAAAGAACUAGUUAGCAUUGAUUGAUCAAUGCAACUCACUGACUUUAAAAAUAGAAACAACUCCUUUCGGUUCAAAUAUCAGCAAAUUCAAAAUGUGCAAUGAAUCAUGAUUAACUAUAGAAUUUUACAGAUGAAAAACAGUUUAUAUUUUUUUCUCAUUUGAC
Messenger RNA from Esox lucius (northern pike), 1743 nucleotides. RefSeq lists its product as uncharacterized. The transcript has 2 exons. The record is from RefSeq and is a predicted model, not a curated record. NCBI's taxonomy places the organism in Eukaryota, Metazoa, Chordata, Actinopteri, Esociformes, Esocidae. Bases 288 to 1349 code for a protein of 353 amino acids.